Molecule: messenger RNA, 2000 nt
Organism: Prionailurus viverrinus (fishing cat)
Lineage: Eukaryota; Metazoa; Chordata; Mammalia; Carnivora; Felidae
Gene: NAAA
Product: N-acylethanolamine acid amidase
Exons: 12
Coding region: 66-1136 (356 amino acids)
Biological process (GO): fatty acid metabolic process
Cellular component (GO): lysosome
Molecular function (GO): fatty acid amide hydrolase activity
Source: RefSeq, a predicted model, not a curated record
CUACCCCGGGCGCGCCUGGCACGCCGGCCGCAGCUGUCCUAGUGGCGGCCGCCGGAUCCUGAACCAUGCGAGUCGCGGGCCUGGGUGCGCUCCCGGGGCUGGCGCUGCCUCUACUUUUGGCCGGGGUCGGGAUGUUGACGGCUGCUUCGCCCCCAGCCCCGCCGCUCUUCAACGUGAGCCUGGACGCGGCGCCCGAGCUGCGCUGGCUGCCGGUGCUGCGGCACUUUGACCUGGACUUCGUGCGCGCCGCGAUGGCACACAUUCUUGGGAAUAGGGUCCCCAAGUGGGUCCACGCGUUGAUUGGAAAGGUGGUCGGGGAGCUGGCUGCCUUCCUGCCCCAGCCCUUCACAGAUGAGAUCCGGGGCAUGUGCGAAGUCCUGAACUGCGACCUGGCCGACUGCCUGCUUCUCAACCUGGUUUACGAGACCACCGCAUUCUGCACCAGUAUUGUGGCUCAAGACUCCAAAGGCCACAUUUACCAUGGCCGGAAUCUAGAUUAUCCUUUUGGAGAUUUCUUACGCAAGUUGACCGUGGAUGUGCAGUUCUUAAAGAAUGGGCAGGUUGCAUUCACGGGAACCACGUUUAUUGGCUAUGUAGGAUUAUGGACCGGUCAGAGUCCACACAAGUUUACAAUUUCUGGCGAUGAACGAGAUGAAGGCUGGUGGUGGGAGAAUGUGAUCGCUGCCCUUUUUCAGAGACACUCCCUGAUCAGCUGGCUUAUCCGCACUACCCUGAGUGAGUCAGAAAACUUUGACGCAGCUGUUUAUAAAUUGGCCAACACACCCCUUAUUGCUGGUGUUUAUUAUAUUGUUGGUGGUGCGUCCCCUCGGGAAGGAGUGGUCAUCACGAGGAACAGAAAUGGCCCCGCAGACAUUUGGCCUCUAGAUCCUUUAAAUGGAGCGUGGUUCCGAGUGGAGACAAAUUAUGACCACUGGAAGCCAGCACCUGAGAAAGAUGACCGAAGGACGCCUGCCAUGAAAGCACUUAAUGCCACAGGCCAGGAAAACCUCAGCCUGGAGACGCUCUUCCAGGUUUUGUCAGUGUUUCCGGUUUGUAACAAUUAUACAAUUUAUACUACAGUAAUGAGUGCUGCUAACCCAGAGAAGUACACGACGAGGAUCAGAAACCUGGGUUAAAAAUGAUUUUUUAAAAACGAAACUCUCGAAGAGCCGUACGUUAAAAAACAAAGUAAAAGGAUUGUAUUAUUUUAGGAACAAUACGGGUUCUUUCCUCAUUAAAGUUUUCAAUCUUGUGAAGUGGGGGGCAGGAAGGCCCCUCUGGAGCUGGUUUUGGUAAAGUGGGUAAUAGGCUUGCAUUCACUUCCCUUCAUCAUUUGCCUUGACCCUCUCUAAGCUUAAGCUUUGUCUCAAAGAUAGUUGGUCUCAGAGGUCAAGCCCUAUCCUUGGGCUUUAGUUCCAGCUUCUUAGCACAAUAUGUGGCAAUGUUGUCAUACCUCAGCUUAUGAAGAAAUGAGCUGGCAAGACAUUUUUGCUUAUUAUGAAGUGCUUCUGGAAGAGUCUGAGAAAAAAAGAUUAUUCGAAAAGAAAUGGAGAAAUGUGGUUUGAAGAGAGCCUGUUUGAAUGUUCGUUAGCCUGAGCUUUGAUCAUGUAUUUCCAAUAUGAUGGGAUUCUCACUUUUCAUAAUUUGUCUAAUGUUUCUUUAAGCAGACCGAUGGGCCUCCUUUUUCUAAAUAGCUACUUUCUUACUGCUUUUUGAAAGCAGUUUGAAAACAAAAUUAUGUCUGAUUGUCACUUUUCACUAGUUAAUAAAAUGUUGCAAGGGAUGUCAGCAAGAAGAAUAAAAUUGUCUUCCAAGAUACUGAAUAUUGUGUUCUCUCUACAUUCUUACCCCUGACGUUGUGUGGUUCUGGACAGCUGUCCUGAGGAAGCAGCUCUGGGAGAUGUUAUUUAAGCGCGAGGACUGAGAGGGACUCUGAUCUUUGGAUGGAAAUUUGACGAAUACCCUAAUGUUAACCAGGCAACAUGGAGGCAGAGAGGACU